This is a messenger RNA of Gymnogyps californianus (California condor), 6155 nucleotides long. RefSeq names its product ataxin 3 (gene ATXN3). The transcript has 11 exons. The coding region runs from base 221 to 1174 and encodes 317 amino acids. Gene Ontology annotation, biological process: protein deubiquitination. The record is from RefSeq and is a predicted model, not a curated record. Gene Ontology annotation, molecular function: cysteine-type deubiquitinase activity. Lineage: Eukaryota; Metazoa; Chordata; Aves; Accipitriformes; Cathartidae. Gene Ontology annotation, cellular component: nucleus.
GCCGGUUGGCCGUCCAGGCCAGGAGUGCUUUCUCUGAUGGAGCAGUCGGGGCAGCGGCCGGGUCUCCCGUCCCUGUGCUGGCCCCGAGGCAGCCCCCAGUCCCCCCGGGCAAGAAGGCUCAUUGUGUGCUCAGCACUGUCUGAAUAAUUUGCUACAAGGGGAAUAUUUUAGUCCUGUUGAGUUAUCCUCUAUUGCACAGCAGUUGGAUGAGGAAGAAAGAAUGAGAAUGGCAGAGGGAGGAGUGUCUAGUGAAGAAUAUAGAACAUUUUUACAGCAGCCUUCUGUAAAUAUGGAUGAUAGUGGAUUCUUCUCAAUUCAAGUUAUAAGCAAUGCCUUGAAAGUUUGGGGUUUAGAACUAAUCCUCUUCAACAGCCCAGAGUAUCAGAGGCUUGGGAUCGACCCUAUAAAUGAAAAAUCAUUUAUUUGUAAUUAUAAGGAACACUGGUUUACAGUUCGAAAGUUAGGAAAACAGUGGUUUAACUUGAACUCUCUCUUGAUGGGUCCAGAACUAAUAUCAGAUACAUAUCUUGCACUUUUCUUGGCUCAAUUACAACAGGAAGGUUAUUCCAUAUUUGUAGUAAAAGGUGACCUGCCAGACUGUGAGGCUGAUCAGCUAUUGCAGAUGAUUCGGGUACAGCAGAUGCAGCGACCAAAACUCAUUGGAGAAGAGACAGCACAGUCAAGAGAUCAAAGGCUACCCAGAAGUGAUGUGGACCAAGCAAUAGAAGUUAACAAUCCUUUUGAUGGAACAGGCAUGUUAGAUGAAGACGAAGAGAAUUUUCAGAGAGCCCUGGCUCUAAGUAGGCAGGAAAUUGAUAUGGAAGAUGAAGAAGCCGAUCUUCGCAGAGCCAUUCAACUCAGCAUGCAAGGUAGUCGUCGAAGUGAGUUCUCAGACUCAUUACCACAGAAUGUUCCUCAGUCGCCUCACACCAGUCAGACAGACUCCCUUUCUUCAGAAGAACUGCGAAGGAGAAGACAAGCAUAUUUUGAAAAGCAGCAGCAACAGCUACAGCAGCAAGAUCGGACCCCGAACCUACAUAAGCCAACUCUAAGCUCAAGCACUCCAGAAGCUGACCCAGGAGGUGAUAUGAGUGAAGAAGACAUGCUUCAAGCAGCCAUGAAUAUGUCUCUGGAAUCUGUUAGAAACCACUUGAAUACAGAAGAGGAAAAAUGACAUAACUUUUUUUUUUUCCCUCUUAUUGGCAAAACACUAAGUCUCCAUUAUAAUUUUACUGUGUGGAUGUUGCACAAGCAGGGUUCAUUUCAGAGUUCUGGAAGCAGGAAUGAAAGAGUGGCUGGAGGUAAGAGUUUAGAGGGAAUCUGCAAAUACAAAAAAAAUUGCACUAAUUUAGAAAACUGUAGCACUCCUACUACAGAACAUCUGUUCACAAGAGUAGCUGUAUUAAAAUUACUUAAACUAUUCACAUGAACAAAGUUAGACACAAGUAGCAGCUGUAACUUGCAUUUAAAAAGCAAGUUUAAAUUGUUUUGAAGAAUUCUAUAGAAAAUACAAAAGGUGCCAAAAACCAGCAUCAACUGAAUUCCUUCAGUACUAAUGGAAAAAUAGAUACAAGUAAUACAUUGUGCUCAUAAAUGGCUAAGUUCUUUAUAAAAUCACUUAAAAUGGGCAAAAGAAUUAAAUUCUGUUUAUCUUAGAUAAUUUAUUUUGUGAUUGUUUAUUCUGAAUGACUUAAUGUCAACUUUUCAAUCCUGCUGUCCACUUUUGAAAUGACCCAUUCUGCAGGAGAAACAUGAAUCCAUAAAUUUCAUACUUUGCAAUUCAAGAGAAAAUCUUCAGUGUAUUGUUGAUUAUGAUGUUACUCCUGAAUCUUUCGGUGACUUCUGACCUUCUAACACUUUCUGGUUCUACUUUCAGUUCCAACUGUAAAAUUUUCAGAUCCAUGUUUAGAGUAGGAUUUUGGCAUCGCCCUAUUGUCUUUUGGCAGAUAACUUGCCGCCUUUGGUUUGGUUGUUUAAUUUGGUUUUGUUUUCUUAUGCUCUUUCUAGUUAUGCCACUGUCUUUACUAUAAAAGUAGCAUAUAAUCAGUUGGGUUAAACAGGUUUUCUUUUCUACCUCUUCUGGAGUCUUUUUUCCUCUUCAAGCUCAACCCUUCAUUCUGGCCUUUCAGUAUGAAAGAGCUGUAACUGAGUCUAGGAGAAAGGAGGAGGGGAUUUAGGUGCCAUAAAGUCAGUGCCACACAUCUAAGGUGCAUUCCUGCAGUCUGAAAUGACCCCUGUGCAAGUAGCUUUUUUAAGAAUGAAUAUUUAUGUCUGUGUGGAUGUUCUUUCUGAAAUGCUUUUUAUGAGUGUCUGUCAGAAUGUUGCAGCUUUUUCAGGAAUGGCCUUUAUUCACGCACCUUACAAUUUUUAUCAUGCUGUUUCUGAUCCUGAGAAAAAUUGGGGAGUAAAGUGUGUGAGAUAGCUUAUGCUAUUGGUUGUAGACAUUUGCUUUGAUAUCCAGGAUGAAUGUGUAACAGGGUGACCAAACCUGACUUUCAACUUCAGUGCAACAAUUGAGAUAUGUUUCAUUUUCCUAAAUGGUGCUUGAAAUACAAAUUCUGUUUACAUAUAAAUUAUAUGGAAAUAUGUUGUAGAUAGAGUAUGUAAGCUGUAGUCCACUUAAUGCAUUAACAGUUAGCACAGGCAUUCUGAGAAUCUUUUGAAGAUAACCCUAAAUUUCUUUAUCAAAAUAUUCUAAAGUUAUAUCAUUGCACAAUAGUAACAUUUAAUUAAAAUUAGUAUGAAAUGAAUGGUAGCUAGAUGGAAAUAUACAUUCAGCAUCAAGUAGUACUGUACAUGAAAGGGCUCUUACCUCUCAGUAAAGAUUUGUUUACAGCAAUGGUUUCUUGAUAGCUUAGGAUAUUAUUAUAUUAUACACAAUUGGGCUAAAUUCUGUUUCCUUACCUGUGUGCUGAAUUUCCACCAAUGUCACCAGAACCCCUGCUAUGUGUAAGACAAUAUGGAUUUUGACAUGAGACAGCAGUACUUUUUAAAAACUGAUUUUAAAUUUUGUCUUUUUUAAGUAAUCCUGUCAUGCACAUUAUAAUUAAUAUCUGUAAAGUCUCAAAUUAAUACAGCUAAACAAUGGCUUUAAAAGUCUAUGUGUGCAUAUGCCAUUUUGAAAUGCUGUAUUUUUCGGGAUGUAAAUUUCUGCUUUCAGUUUAAAAUCUAUAUGAAACUGAAAACAGGAAAGGAAUCUCUAAAGCACUGAAUUAUUUCUUUGCUCAUCUGUAAAUUAUCCACAGCUUUAAUUUCCCUUCUUUUGUUGUGCCAUAAACUGAUUCUGAAAUAAGACUCUCUUUUAUAAAUAGGUAUAGGCUGGCAAUUUGAUACCAGUACUUGGAACUUGGACCUUUUAUCCUCUAUUGUAAGAAUAUAAUAAAAAUGUAUUAUUUCUAUAGCUAUAUAGUGUAGCAGCCCUAUAUUUAAAAAAAAAAAAAUCUAAGCCCCUUGAAUUGCAUUAACUGUAACUUGUGACAAUUACAUGUUUUUAUAAUCACUAAAGCAUGGAGGUUUGCAUUUGAACUUUCAUGUCACUUUGUAAGUUACUUAAUCACCCAAGUGUUUUAAUAUGUAAGGAAUAUAAAGUAACAGUGCCUGAAAAGCACAACUGUGUCACUCAUUACAGGGCUAACCAUAUUCCUUUCUGUGUAGAAACAUUGUCACUCUACAAAUACCAAUUUGAUUUUCAGAGGAAUGUCAAGUGUAAUGAAGUAGGUGUAUCGCCUAGUCAAGGAGUUAAGAGGUAGCAACGUAAGCUACAUAUGUUAAUUGCACCAAAGGAAAAGACUAAUACUAAUUGCUGACAGUACAUAUUUUAUAACCCAGACCUAAAGAUCAAAAUGUGUGGACCUGCCAAGAAGCUGUCAAUAAAAAGCUGAUCUCAUUUUUUCGUGUGCAUUCUUUCAGUGGUAAACAGUUCUCAACGUGGCUGAACUAUGCUCAUAAGGCAUUUACUAAUUUAGAGCCUGUUCCUAGUGUUAUCUGUUCUGUCAAGCUGAAGGUUUUUUCCCACGUUGUAGCUCUAGGCCAAAGUCCAUUGUAAAGGAGCAGAAAUUGAUUUUUUUUUUUAUUACAGUAUGAUGUUUGAGGGAAUUUCAGACUUCAUUUAUCCAACAGAUUUUUACCGUCUUCCUCACAGUGAGCGGUCCAUGUGACGUAAUUUGUGUUUUUCUGCCUAUAGAAAUCAAAGGGGUAGGGGGAAUGAGUGAUACAUUAAAUAUCUUCCAAAAUUAGUUCUGUAAGUACAAUUCUGUAAACUGCUUUCAUGGUCUUGUAAUGAGGGCAGGAGGAAAAAGUGUUGUAAUGCAGUCAUGCUUGAAUGCAAUUCUUGUUACACACAGCAGGUAUAAAUAUGAGCUAUUUAAAUGCUCACAUUUUUCUGGGCUUGAUACUAAUCUGAUAUAAUACUGGCUUACUCUCCAAUAUUUGGGCUCUUUGUGCCCUUCAAACAACUUCAGCAAUUUUAAAUGUAAUUUUCAGCUAAGGUACUCUUAUUAUUUUUCAUACUUAAUUACUUUGCAGACUACUUAAAAAUAACCAAUACAAAGUUAAAUCUCCAAUGUGUUUUAAUGUUGGACUAUUGCGUCUAUUACAAAUCUAUAAAAUGGUGGGGAGUUUAAAAUGGCUUCUGCAUGUCUAGUAUACAAUUCUAUUUCUGUAUCUCAGCCAAAUAUUGUCAUUUGCAGGCUGUUUUAUUACAAAACUGACAAUUAGGCUUUUAAAAAUGAACAGGAGUGUGUUACAGUUCUAAAAUGUCUGUGAAAUUUUCUAGAAUUUAGUUUUUGUUUCAAGUAAUGAUGAAAACAUACAAAUGGUGGCCCUUUUACUGAGAAAUAUUAUGGGGAAUGGGACUGGAGAAUUCUAGACCUCAGACUUACAAAGAAGUAUUAUUGUACAAUUCAUGUUACCAGCACAUACUUUUAAAGGAAUCAAAAAAAAGAAUCCAAGGAAAAGAAAAAUUAAAGUGGAAACUGGUUUUUUUAAGGGCUUAGAUACAAAAUUAUGUUGUUCACUUGGUAAGCCAUUACUGUAUUGCAUAAAACAAACUUAACUCCUGGGAAAUCUUCAUAUUUACAAAUAAUUUAAAAAAGAAAAAACGUCUAACAGGUAAUACAUAUAUACCCAUUCCCUCACAUACACAUAAUCAGUUGUUCAAGUAAGAACAGUACUUAAUACAUUUGAACUGGCCCAGUCCAAAUAUUCAAUUCUUUAGUUUCAAAUUAGUAGUUUCUUUGUGUUGUAUCCAGGUGCACAUCUUAAAAGCAUGAGCUGUUUUGCAGUAAACUUUUGUAACCUGCAUACAGACAUUUUGCCUUAUUUGCAUUUCAGACAUGGAGGGAAUGCUUUAGUAUUUAACCUGCCAUAGUCACCUACUUGCCCAAUUACAGUUCUUCAGAAUGUUAAAGUACAUGUGACUUUUCAACUGCUUCAAAUGCUUUUACCAAAGCAAAUAAUUGUUACUACACUUAGGAAUUUUGUUUUUUUUUUUUUAAUCCCCCUCACCCCCCAGUAUAGCCACUGUGUGAAUUCAGGAGGGGAAACUUAGAAAAGGGUUUGAACAGAAAGGGAUGUAAUAUUUAAAUGCCACUGUGCAAAAAAGAAGAAAAACCUUGAUAUUGUCUUUAAAGCAUGGAAGCAUUGAUAAAAUUUUAUUUUUUGCUACAUGAAACCCCAUGUGUACAAAACAGUGUAGAGUUAGGAAUUUGUAAGGGAAUAAUUUUUUUCAUCUCUUGCCUAAUAGUUGUGUAUUUUAGAAAUCAUUUUCAGUAAUAGAUUUUUUGUCUUGAGACUCUGCUUUCAGUAUCAUGUCUUUGGCUCUGGAUUCCUAUACAAUUUUUGUCUCUAUUUUGUGUAUAUAAAGCAUAUAAUACUGAAAAGAUUAAAAAAAGGAAAGCUGAAAUGCGUUGUCAUUGUUUUCACUGGAAAAUGGCAGUGCUGUUUGAUAUUUUGAAAAUGCUAUCCAAAUAGGCACAAAUAUAUAUGGUUGUAUUUGAUAUCACUUUUUUAAAUAAAUAUGAUUAUAGCUUCUAAUGUUUCUCUCUUGACCCAAGUAAUUGCAUAUGUGCUUUCCCUUAUGUGUGGAUUGGGCACAGAAUCAUCAAACAUUAAAAUCUUAUCUUUGGUAUCAAUGGGCUUUGCACCAGAUGUUGUGU